UCCGCCCCACCCCGCCCGCGGGGAAACGGUCGCGCGGCGAUGACGUCGCGGGGGCCUGGCCGGGCGUCGCGGACUGUGGAGAUGGAGGAAAAGGAGCAAUUACGGCGACAGAUACGCCUCCUGCAGGGUCUGAUUGAUGACUACAAAAACCUCCAUGGCAGUGCCCCUGUCCCAGGCACCUCAGCCGCUUCUCGAUGGCAGCCACCCGCUUACAACAGCAGCAGGGCCUUCAGUGCUCGCUACCCUUGUCCGAGCCGGAGGGGCUUCUCCCCAAACCACGGGCCUGCAUGGCGCAAGAAAUACUCCCUUGUGAAUCGGCCCCCAGGGUCCUUGGACCUGUCUGGCGACUGUGCCUCACGGCCGCCCCUCGGGGCCAGGAGCAGCCAGCGUUCCGACCCCCAGCAGUAUGUCCUGGAGAGGCAGGUCCAGCUCAGUCCAGAUCAGAACAUGGUCAUCAAAAUCAAACCACCUUCAAAGCCGAGCUCGGCUAGUGCGGCAGGGGUCCCGCGGGGCUCCUGGGAAGAACGUGAGGACUCCCCCAGGAGCCACCACAGGCCUCAGGAAGGUGAGGGCGAGCCCCCUGGCGGGCAGCAGCAACCCUUGAGGCCAGGAAGAGCCAAGGGGAGCUGCAGUGCAGAGGACUCCCUUCUGGUCUGCCAGAAGGAGCCUGGCAAGCCCCGGGUGGUGAAGUCUGUGAGCAAUGUGAGUGACAGCCCCUCGGAGCCCCAGCGGACGGUCAGUGAGAGCACAGUUUUGGUCAAGGCACACUCCAUGUCCUCCACCUUGCUCCAACGUGGAGGCAUGGCCCUGGGUCGGAAGGUGGGCUCUCAGUCUGUGGCAAGCUGUGUUGCACAGCUCCUUGGGGACGGAGGAGCAAAUGCCAACCACCCAGAUCAGCCAGCUCCCUCUGGCUUGGUGGCAGACCCAGCUAGACCAGCUUCUGGACCCAGGCAGACCCCAGAGGCCUCACUGCUUGUGUCCUGUCGAACCAAUAAGUUCCGGAAGAACAACUACAAAUGGGUGGCUGCCUCGGCGAAGAGUCCCCGUGCUACUCGGAGGGCCCUCAGUCCCAGAUCUGCCUCAGAGAAUGUGAGCAAGACCCCCCUUGGCACAGCAGAACGAGUGGACAAGCCGCAGCUCAGAGCCAACCUGGAUGCCAAGCCCAGGAGGUCGGCCAUGUCCUCCACACCUGGGGCCUCCCCCAGCAAGUACAAGUGGAAGGCCUCCAGCCCCUCUGCCGCCUCUUCCUCCUCCUUCCGUUGGCAGUCAGAGGCUGGCAGCAAGGACCAUGCCUCCCAGCUCUCUCCAGUCCCAUCUAGGUCCCCCCCAGGGGACAGACCAGCAGUGGGACCCAGCGACUUGAAGCCCCUCUUCAGUGAGACCCCGAUCUCGGCUUACAAAGUGAAGAGCCGUACCAAGAUCAUCCGGAGGCGGGGGAGUGCUAGCCUUCCCGGGGACAAGAAGAGCAGUCCCCCACCUGCUGCCACUGCCAAGAGCCAGUUCAGCAUGCGGCGGAGACAGGCCUUCCGGGGGAAGAGCAGCCCUGUUUUGAAGAAGACCCCCAACAAGGGCCUCAUGCAGGUCACCCGGCACCGGCUUUGCUCCACGCCUCUAAGCCGAGCCCACCUCUCCACCAAGGAAGCAUCCAGCGUGCACACCCUGCGGACCCCUCCCACCAGCAAAGUGAUCAAGACCCGCUACCGCAUCGUCAAGAAGACCUCCGUGUCUCCUCUCAACGCCCCCCAAGCCCCCCUGUCCCUGCCCUCUUGGCGGGCACGGCGGCUCUCCCUCUCCAGGUCCCUGGUGCUGAAUCGCCUGCGCCCCACCGCGGCGGGUGGGAAAGCCCAGCCCACCUCCCCUCGGUGGCGGAACAAAGGCUACCGCUGCAUUGGAGGGGUACUCUACAAGGUGUCAGCCAACAAACUGUCCAAGACCUACGGCCGGCCCAGCGGUGAUGGGGGCAGCAGGCCCCUCCUGCGCACAGGCCGGUUGGACCCUGCCAGCAGCUGCAGCCGCUCCCUGGCCAGCCGGGCCGUCCAGCGCAGCCUGGCCAUUGUCCGGCAGGCGAGGCAGAAGAAGCGUCGGAAGAAGGAGGAGUACUGCAUGUACUACAACCGCUUUGGCCGCUGCAAGCGCGGCGAGGGCUGCCCCUACAUCCACGACCCUGAGAAGGUGGCCGUGUGCACCAGGUUUGUUCGGGGCACAUGCAAGAAGACAGACGGGACCUGUCCCUUCUCCCACCACGUCUCCAAGGAGAAGAUGCCCGUGUGCUCCUACUUCCUGAAGGGGAUCUGCAGCAACAGCAACUGUCCCUACAGCCACGUCUACGUGUCCCGGAAGGCAGAGGUCUGCGCCGACUUCCUCAAAGGCUACUGCCCGCUGGGUGCAAAGUGCAAGAGGAAGCACACACUGCUGUGCCCAGACUUCUCCCGCAGGGGUGUCUGCCCCCGGGGGGCCCAGUGCCAGCUGCUCCACCGCGACCAGAAGCGCCUCAGCCGGCAGACUGCUACACCCAUGGCCCCAGAGCCCAGCAGCACAGCCCCCAGGAGCAGGGUGUCCAGCGGCCACGGGCCCAGGAAGUCCUCGGCCACCCAGCGCCCCACCAGACAGAUGCCCAGCUCCCCCACCUCCAUGGCUGCUGGCUCAGCCUCCCCUCCCUCCUCCCCCCGGGUGUUAGCUGCAGCCUCAGCCUCUCCCUUGUCAUCAAAGGCCCCCUCCUCCUCCCCCUCCUCCUCCUCUUCCUCCCCUUCUUCCCCCUCCUCCUCUCCCCCCUGCCUCUCGUCCCCCUCCCUGUCCUUGGACCAAGAGGAGCUGUCUCUCCAGGAAGAGGCUGCCUCUGCGGUGACAGUGACAGGCUCCGGCAGCCUCUCCAAGCUGCCUUCCUUCAUCUCCCUGCAGUCCUCGCCGAGCCCAGGAGGCCAGCCCAGGGCCCGGACUUCCAGGAGCCCCCCAACCAAGGACUCAGGGAAACCUCUGCACAUCAAACCCCGUCUGUGAGGGCCCAGGGGGCCAGCUCGCGCCUACCUCAGCCCCUCGUCCCUGGAGAGGAAGGAGGCUCCGCCCACCACCACCCCAGAGGAGGGACCGCCCGCCACCAAGCCCCCACUGGGGGCCACAGGGCCACCACCCUGCCCGCCUGGCUCUCA
Molecule: messenger RNA, 3146 nt
Organism: Equus quagga
Lineage: Eukaryota; Metazoa; Chordata; Mammalia; Perissodactyla; Equidae
Gene: ZC3H3
Product: zinc finger CCCH-type containing 3
Exons: 12
Coding region: 40-2997 (985 amino acids)
Cellular component (GO): nucleus
Molecular function (GO): metal ion binding
Source: RefSeq, a predicted model, not a curated record